AUGGUGAACAUUACGGAGAAGAUCAAAGAGAUCGAAGAUGAGAUGCGAAGGACGCAGAAGAAUAAGGCGACAGAAUACCAUCUUGGUCUACUGAAAGGGCAUGUGUUCGGAAGAAAACUCGCCCGUCUUCGUGCACAACUCCUCGAGCCUGCAGCAGGUGCGGGUGGCGGAGGAGGAAGCGGUUUCGAUGUAUCAAAGUCGGGUGACGCACGUAUAGCCCUUGUUGGCUUUCCAUCGGUCGGAAAGUCGACAUUCCUGUCAAGAGUCACCAAGACGAAAUCAGAAGCAGCAUCCUAUGCCUUCACUACGCUCACAGCGAUUCCCGGUGUGCUUGAGUAUGGUGGAGCCGAGAUUCAAGUUCUGGAUUUGCCGGGUAUCAUUGAGGGUGCUGCGGAAGGCAAGGGACGAGGACGACAAGUUAUCAGUGCGGCAAAGACGAGUGAUUUGGUUUGCAUGAUUCUGGACGCUACGAAGAAGGCAGAGCAGAGACGGUUGCUCGAGGCAGAAUUGGAGGCAGUCGGAAUCCGACUAAACCGCGAGCCACCAAACAUCUACCUCAAGCCGAAAAAGGCCGGUGGCAUGAAGAUCAACUUCCAGGUCCCGCCCAAACAUCUCGACGAGAAGAUGGUGUACAACAUCCUCAAAGACUACAAGAUGCUCAAUUGUGAAGUGCUCGUCCGAGACGAAAACGCCACGGUCGACGACUUCAUCGAUGUGAUUAUGAAGGAUCACAGGAAAUACAUCAAAUGCCUCUACGUGUACAACAAGAUUGAUAGCAUCGGUCUGCCGCAUUUGGACGAGCUGGCGCGCGAGCCUCACACGGUAGUCAUGAGCUGCGAACUCGAUCUCGGGAUUCAAGAUGUGGUGGACAGGUGCUGGGAGGAACUAAGGCUAAUCAGGGUUUACACCAAGAGAAAGGGCAACGAUCCAGACUUUUCCGAGGCGUUGAUCGUUCGUCACGGAAGCACCAUCGAGGACGUUUGCGACCAGGUGCAUCGAACAUUGAAGGAAACAUUCAAGCACGCGUUGGUGUGGGGAGCGAGCGCCCGACAUGUGCCACAGAAGGUUGGAUUGGGACAUGUGGUGGCAGAUGAGGAUGUCGUUAGCAUUGUGGCGAAAUAGUCGGGCUCGGCCGUGUCGAGACGGAGAGUGAUUCCUGAAGCGGGUGUCGCAGCCCGAAGUGAUUUGUGGUGCAGUAGCCGGACGAAAGCAAGCGCAUUGAAGACCAUCUGUUCGCUACGUCGGACAAGGAAAGAUGCCUGCGAGGAAAUUAAUCAAGGUAUAGACGGGUGAAACUCGA
This is a messenger RNA of Pyrenophora tritici-repentis Pt-1C-BFP, 1300 nucleotides long. RefSeq names its product DRG, GTPase. Gene Ontology annotation, cellular component: cytoplasm. Gene Ontology annotation, molecular function: GTPase activity; GTP binding. The record is from RefSeq and is a predicted model, not a curated record. Gene Ontology annotation, biological process: cytoplasmic translation. NCBI's taxonomy places the organism in Eukaryota, Fungi, Ascomycota, Dothideomycetes, Pleosporales, Pleosporaceae.